GUACAAAUUCUCAUAGUCAAAUGGGAGAAAAAUGUACAGAUAUGUAUCUCGUUUCAGCACUUCAUGGUCACUGUAGUAUUGUCAGUCUUCUGCUCAAGUACAACAGCUCUGUUGUGUCAGUUUGUGACUGGUGUGGAGUCACUCCUCUGAUCGAUUCUUGUCGAGGAAACCAUGAUGCUGUUGUAAUGCUGCUGUUGAAGAGUGGUGCUUCUGUCAGUGAAUCUGAUAACAUGGGACUGACAUGUCUGCAUGUCGCAGCUCAGGCUGGAAGUUGUAAGGUGAUGCAACUGCUCAUUGAAGACCUAAACAUGGAUGUAAAUUUGGCAACUAAGAAAUCAAAAUUCACGCCACUUCAUUGUGCGGCCAGUUCAGGACAACUUGAUGCAGUAAGGAUGCUGUUACUGAAUGGUUCAGAUCCCACGCUGAAGGAUACUCAUGGACGUCAAGCCCAAGAGGUGUUGUGUCCUGGACCUAAAAGGCAGGACAUCCUGAUUCUUCUUCGUAAGAGCGAACUGCAUAAGAAUGAGGCGUAAUUUGUUCUGCUAUGCCGUUUCUAAGAAAUAAUAUACAGGGGAUCUUGUAAUGUUUCAUACUACUUCACACAUUCAAAAUGUCACUGCAUAUUAUUGAUAUGAAUUAUACUGUGCUGAGAUAAUGAAAAUAAAUUAAAGUCUCUCUAUAAUUACUGCA
Messenger RNA from Zootermopsis nevadensis, 690 nucleotides. Lineage: Eukaryota; Metazoa; Arthropoda; Insecta; Blattodea; Termopsidae. The record is from RefSeq and is a predicted model, not a curated record.